CGGGUUGGGGUAGGGUAGGUUUCAGUCGAGAGCAUUCUGCAUGUUUCUUCCCGGCCCCAAGAGAGCCAUUUCUUUCUCUGUCGCUCAGUCGUAUCUUUGUGUCUGAUAGCGUUCCACACUGUAUUUCCUGCCUCAUCCUUCUCUUCUUUUUUUCCCCUCUUAGGUUUUUUGUUUUUUUUUUAAGCCAGUCUCGAAACUCAUUAGGAAGUGUUUAUAAGAAUAGAAUAGUGGCUGCAGUUUUUGCCUAGCACAGGAAAAAAAGCAAUCCCCGCAACUAAAAGGUUUAAAUGUGACCUCAUUGAGGUAUUAACUCUAGAUCAAAGUUGGAAGAGCUGUUGAAACAUAGGAAAAAAGCCAUGGAAAUUUAAGAUAAUACGAAAUGGGUUUUGCCAAAGCCAGAUCACUCCUAGGAGAGAAGACCUUAUGCUGGGGUGUGCUUCCUCUGUGAGAGGAAGUGAAAUGAUUCUGUAGACAGAUUUACUAUGCAGUUCGGCUGCCAGACUCUAUCACAGCUCUGAAAAACGUAAGUGAGCUAAAUAUGGUAGGUUUUUCACGGGAAGAGUGAAAAAUCUAUGGGAACUACUGAUACUUCCAUUGAAAAAGUAUAAAACUGCAGCAAACCAUUUUUGAUGGAAGUACCUCAGCUUAUUUUUUUUUUAAAUGAAAAUCCAAUUUUUUUUCCACCGAGUUUAAUCCCAGGAAGAGAUGAAUACUUUGUGUUAAAAACCCCUCUUCUAUGAUUCAGUUUUGAUGUAGAUUCCUGGGGGGGAGUCAGUGUGGCUCUCUUGUAGAGACCUGAGGCAGAUUCUUCUGAAUUUGCCAGAAUGUAAUCAAUGGACGGACCUAUGUGUAUUGCUUGUGAUUAUCCCUCUAAGCUUCAUUAUUAAGUUAUUUUUAUUAAGUGAAAAGCUGUUUCUGUGGUUUUGGCAUUUAAAAAAUAAAAAACUGUAAUUACAAGUAUUUGCUUUUAUAUAGCAAAUUUAUUUUAAUAAUCAAAUUCAGUGUCUACCUGUCUUGAUAAAUUCUGCUUGAAUUUUGAUGCUUGUCAGCAUCAAUUUUGAACAGAGCAAGUUAUCUUGAGUCUUGACAAGACCACUGAAUUUAUGAGGCUUUAUCUCAGAAACCUGGGUGUUGUCUUCAUGCUUUGGUUUUUUAUCUUCAAGCAUGAUUCCCUUCAGGGAAUUUCAGUAUUUAUAAUGCAUAUAAUUAUCUCCAAGAUGUACAGGUAUGCUGUCGUGCUUACUUUUUUCAGGCAUAGCAAAGGAUUGGAGUCAACAAGAUUAAAAAAGAAAAAAAAGCUUGUGAUAAACUGUGUGUGGGCUAUGUAGCUUCACUUCCAUUCUGAUUUAGGAAGUUGGGGACUGAUUACUCAUGUGGUUAUCAGCUAAAGAUACCAGGAGCAGGCUGUGUUGUAGAUCAGUCAGAGGAUAAUGAGUGCAGUAUUUAUAGGUGAUGGUAACAGCUCAUUGUAAUGCAGAUGGUGUAGUUAAAAAUGAAUAAAAAUAGAGCUUCUUGGCACUUAGGUUCUUUUAUAAGGAUUUAUUGUGUCCUAAAAUACCUGCAGUGUUAAGAAGAUGAGAAUUUGGAGUAUGGAGUACCUACCUUGCAGGUGACUGUGCUGUUUCACCUGAUGCAUGAGCUGCUCAAGUGCUGUGUUGAUGUUUGCAGCAGUGGAUUGAUCCUUCAGUGUCUGUUUUUCUCUUCAGUUAAGUUUGGCCAGAAUAAUGAGAUUCUUCUGCAUUUAUUGGAAGAAUUCAGCAAGCAUAAAUUGCCCUGUGCAGGGACUUAAUUCCUGCCAGACACUUUUUGAGGUAUCAGUACCAUGCCUCUUUUCCUACUCCUGUGGGAUAAGGAUUCUGUUGUAGCAUAAACCACGGUUAUCCAUACUUGUAAAGACGUAAUACUAGGCACAGGUUAAAAAGGCUAUUCCCACUUCCUGAGGUGAAGGGUUUGUAUAGGCUCCUGACAAGGUUCUGUCUUUGAGCUCAGGCUUAGAGCUUCAAUUACAGUCUGCAGCAGAAGCAAUCAUCAGAAAAAGAGAUGCAGUUAGUGAGGUAUUUAAAAUAAUAUGCACAUUCAUGCAAUUUAUAGGAAGUACCCAAAUUUCAGGAUUUAUAGGUGCUCAUUGUGAAUACAAGGAAUAUGAGCUCACUCAUUUUUACUAGUAAGCAGCACAAACAUCAGUUCAGGAAAAGGUAGCUCUAGGAGGCUGUUGCUAAGUGAUCCCAGGAAAUCUGCCAACUAUCUUACAUCGGUUUGAUGGACAUAUUUAGACCAAAACAUGGGAGAAAACAUCUCUAACCAAAACCCCAGUUGUACCUUAAAAGUGCUGGUUUAGAAAUUUUUCUCUGUGAGAACAGAGCAAGAAUAACCAAAAUCUCCUGUCUUUUACUAAAUUGUAAACUUAAAAAAAAUUUGGGAAGCUUAAAUUGAAAGAACAUGUAAUAGAUUUGCUCUGGCAUCACCUGAACACAUGAUCUUAUUGUAAUGAUAAAACACAAUAUAAAUACUUCCAUAAGAAUGGCUCAGCAGUGUUGUGACGUGAAGCACUAGGGAGAGAGGGCCUUUAUUUCUGGAUAGAAGAGUGAGGUAUGGGGCACAGAAUGUCUCUUGCCAUAGUGACACGUGUGGGUGCCAGAGGAGAUUUGUCCUCUGGCCAAGUCCAGCCUGAGCUGCUGGCAAACUCAGGAGAUCAAAGUACUCUGUUCUCAAGAAUUUCUCAUCCUCGUGGAUCCUCUCCCAAUAUUUUUGGAGCCCUGAACAAAUAAGAGGAAUAGAUCUGAAUUUCAAACCCAAGAUGGCUCAGAAGAGGAGCUCAAGUGGGCGGUCAUUCCCAUUGCUGCUGCUGCUGAUUGCUGUGGCCUUUGUUCAUUUAACUGUCUGUCCUUUUACAAAAGUGGAGGAAAGCUUUAACCUGCAAGCUAUCCAUGAUGUGGUGUACCACCAGCUGGACUUGGAUAAGUAUGACCAUCAUGAAUUUCCUGGAGUUGUCCCAAGAACGUUCCUUGGACCAAUUUUUAUUGCUGCUCUUUCCAGCCCGGCUAUCUACAUACUUUCUGUGCUAAGAAUGUCCAAGUUUUAUUCCCAGCUGAUAGUCCGAGGGAGUUUGGGGCUCAGUGUGAUUUACACCUUAUGGAAGCUGCAGAAAGAAGUUAGAAAACAGUUUGGAGCAACUACAGCAUCAAUCUUCUGUCUCAUCACUGUUACUCAGUUUCAUUUGAUGUUUUACUGUACAAGAACCCUUCCUAAUGUGUUUGCACUUCCAUUCGUGCUUUUGGCAUUGACGUUUUGGAUACAGCAAAAGCAAAGGCCAUUCAUUUGGUUCUCAGCUUUGGCAAUUAUAGUCUUCAGAUCAGAGCUCUGCAUAUUCUUAGGCCUCAUGCUCCUGGUGACGUUAUUAACUAAAAGAAUCUCCAUUUUCAAGGUGCUUUCCCAUGCUGUUCCUGCUGGAAUGUUUUGGUUGGGGCUAACAGUUGCUGUGGAUUCUCUAUUUUGGAGGCAGCUUGUGUGGCCUGAGGGGAAAGUGCUCUGGUAUAACACAGUUUUAAACAAAAGUUCCAACUGGGGAACCUCUCCCUUCUUGUGGUAUUUCUAUUCAGCCCUGCCUCGUGCUUUGGGAUGCAGCAUAAUAUUUGUACCUUUAGGGGUAACAGAAAAGAGAACUCGGAUUUUACUUUUGCCAGCACUGGGCUUUAUUUUCCUGUAUUCGUUUCUCCCACACAAAGAGCUGCGUUUCAUCAUCUAUACUUUCCCUGUUUUCAACAUAGUGGCUGCUAAAAUGUGCUCACGAAUUCUGAAUAACUACCGGAGAUCCUGGCUGUACAAACUUGGAUCAUUCUUUAUUAUAAUGCAUCUUCUACUCAAUGCUGUUUAUUCAGGAACAUCUUUAUAUGUUUCACAUUUCAAUUAUCCUGGAGGAGUGGCAAUUCAGAAGUUGCAUGAGUUGGUGCCUUCAACAGCAGAUGUCUCUGUUCAUAUUGAUGUGGCUGCAGCGCAAACGGGAGUUUCUCGGUUUCUGGAAAUCAAUUCCGAUUGGAGGUAUGACAAAAGAGAAGAUGUUAAACCAGGAGACCAGUUGAUGUUUUCUUACACACAUAUACUGAUGGAAACAAAUCCUCUUCAAAUAUCACAUUACAAGACAACCCACAGGCCACUGGCAAAUAUACCUGGCAUCAGUAAAAUCGGGUUGAACCUUACUGCACUACCUCCUUUUACUUUAAACUUGAAACCAAAAUUAGUACUGUUGGAAAAACUUCCUCUAUCAUCUUGACUGUGAAUUUUAAGUAAGUCUUUUGAUGUGCUUUUGCUGAUGAUUGAACUAUAUAAGACAGCAGCAGAUUGGCAUUCCAGCACUGCAACUCAGCUUCUGUGGAGAGGCACGGAAAAUCUCUGUACCAUUCGGUAUUUAGCUCUGUCCUGUUUCUUACGUAAAUAAUACAGUGCAUUCCUAGUCAGUAUAUGCCCAGUAUACCGAGUUGUAUUGUUAGAUAUGUUUGAGAGAGGUUGACUACAAGUUUAGUGGUAUUAAGUAAAACCUGUCUACUUGGUUCGGUAUCUGUUUCAUCAUGUAGCACAGGUAUGUCCUAAUUGUCCUGUAUAAGAUACAAAACCAACAGGUUUGUGCUAGGGCAGUAAUUUGAUAUGUAAUCUAUGUGUGCAAAGAUGUAUUACUUUAUGUAUCUGCAGGAUUGUAACCCCCUCAGCUGUCACAUUGCCAGUGUGAAACCUAAUGAUGUUAUGAACAUAGGAAAGCCAUAUUCAUCAUUGCUUCGUCAUAAUAUCUAAUUGUGCCCUGUAGGCUACCAAACUAAUGAAACAUUCACUUACAAAGCAGUUGGACCUCUUGACAAGCACUGUUUCAUAACAGAUUUGAGUACUAAGGAUGAUUGUCUCCAUUCCAACAGUUCAUGAAAAAGCAGUAACUUGGAUUUCCUGUGAAAAAGAAUCUUUAAAAUAAUUUUUCCCCUCUUCUGCUGUAAUGGUACCUUUAUUUGCAGUGGAAAAAUUACCUAUGAAAAUGCCCACUUUAAGAUAGGUGCUGUUUUCCUUUUUUUAAAUUAAGUAAUCCCUUUGAAAAGGAGUACUCUAAUGUGCCAUGUGCUGCAUUCUAUAAACUAGGGUAAGAUUGCAUGCGCUGUAGUUUCUUUAUUAGAUGUUUUUGUUAAGGAUGUCCUCAUAGAUUGCUGAAUGGAACAAGGAAAAAAAGUUAGAAUUCUGGUUAAGGCCAGUUGUAAUAUGACAGAAGCUCCAUUAGUGUAAAAUGUCAGAAUCAUUGAAAUUAUCAUGAGCAGAAAACUAUUCCUUGCUGACUGAAAACUUGAGUAAAAUAUAAUUAUGGAAUAAA
This is a messenger RNA of Haemorhous mexicanus (house finch), 5344 nucleotides long. RefSeq names its product ALG12 alpha-1,6-mannosyltransferase (gene ALG12). The coding region runs from base 2798 to 4270 and encodes 490 amino acids. Lineage: Eukaryota; Metazoa; Chordata; Aves; Passeriformes; Fringillidae. Gene Ontology annotation, biological process: protein N-linked glycosylation. The record is from RefSeq and is a predicted model, not a curated record. Gene Ontology annotation, cellular component: endoplasmic reticulum membrane. Gene Ontology annotation, molecular function: alpha-1,6-mannosyltransferase activity. The transcript is spliced from 10 exons.